Molecule: messenger RNA, 965 nt
Organism: Arabidopsis thaliana (thale cress)
Lineage: Eukaryota; Viridiplantae; Streptophyta; Magnoliopsida; Brassicales; Brassicaceae
Product: Plant invertase/pectin methylesterase inhibitor superfamily protein
Exons: 1
Coding region: 160-771 (203 amino acids)
Cellular component (GO): apoplast
Molecular function (GO): pectinesterase inhibitor activity; enzyme inhibitor activity
Source: RefSeq, marked reviewed
AUCUUCAUUAUGCAAAUCCCAUUGGCCACUUGAUUUUUAAGUGCUUUUUAAAAAAAAAAACGUCUCCUUUUUCUCUAUAUAAACCCCAAUUACAUAACAAUCAAUACUAGAAAACAUAUCAUUAUCACACUUUCAUAAAGCUCAUAACAUACAUAAAAAAUGGGUGAAUCUUUUAGAUUAUUCAAUCAUCAUCACUUCCUCACAACUUUUCUCAUAAUCAUAGCCAUGCUCAAAUUGGUUCAUACAACAACAACAACAACUACAACAACAACAACAAACACCGAGUUCGUAAAAUCAUCAUGCACUUUCACAACGUACCCAAGACUCUGUUUCUCUUCACUCUCAACUCAUGCUAGUCUCAUCCAAACAAGCCCCAAGCUCAUGGCUCAUGCGGCUCUCAACAUCACAUUAGCCUCGGCUAAAGUAACUUCAGCAAUGAUGGUGCGUCUCUCGAAUAGUCGGCUCAAGCCUAAAGAAGUCUCGGCCAUGAGAGACUGCGUCGAGGAGUUAGGUGACACGUUGGAGGAGCUUAGGAAAUCGAUUGGUGAGAUGUGUCAGCUAAGUGGCUCGAACUAUGAAGUUUACAUAAGCGAUAUACAGACUUGGGUCAGUGCGGCUUUGACAGAUGUGAACACAUGUACUGACGGAUUUGAAGGAGAAGAUAUGGACGGGAAGGUUAAGGUUUUGGUUAGAGGGAGGAUUUUGGUUAUUGCUCAUUUAACAAGUAAUGCUUUAGCUUUGAUUAAUCACUUUGCUUCUAUUCAUGGCUAAAGAGAGUUAUGAUAAGUACUGUUAGUUUGUUUUUUAUUGAUUUUUCUAGUGAUUUUGUGUGUAUAAUGAUAAUAUAAUGUAUGUGUCUUUAUGAUUCCAGAAUCAAUAUGUAACAAAUGAAGUGUUUCAUGAAAAUUGAUUUUAAAGAUUUUCCAACAAAACAUUUAUUUUAUUUUUCCUACCCAAUAAAUUUU